Messenger RNA from Exaiptasia diaphana, 2663 nucleotides. RefSeq names its product transient receptor potential cation channel subfamily A member 1. Gene Ontology annotation, cellular component: membrane. Gene Ontology annotation, biological process: calcium ion import across plasma membrane. The transcript has 11 exons. Gene Ontology annotation, molecular function: calcium channel activity. NCBI's taxonomy places the organism in Eukaryota, Metazoa, Cnidaria, Anthozoa, Actiniaria, Aiptasiidae. Bases 44 to 1711 code for a protein of 555 amino acids. The record is from RefSeq and is a predicted model, not a curated record.
GAUUCAAAGAUUUGCCCAAAUUCUUUUGGAAGAUGACAAAGACAUGAAUAAGAAGAACAAAUACGAGACUUUUAGAGAUGAAAGUGAAAAAACCAAGAAGACACUUCUACACUAUGCAGCAGAAAGGAACUUCUACCACUUAGCUCGCACCCUGAUAGAAUACUGUCCUGGUCUUCUGGCACUCAAGACUGCAGCAAUUGUAUCUGAGAAGAAGCGUGAACUUCUACCUGUGGAAAUUGCAUUGGACAAGGAAAACGAUGAAGCUGCAGCUGUUAUGCUCAGGCAUAUGAGUCAUGAAAGAGUUCAAAGUAUGUUUUCUUGGAGACCUGACCCAAGUUUGCAGUCACCAAGACCUUCUCAAAUGAGUUUUCACAAGAUUUUAUCGAACCCCAAAAUGAAGAAAUCAACUAUUGCUAUUCUUGAUUGUAUGGUUAAUCCUCAUUGGCCGUAUCUUCCUGACAAAAAGAGCGACUACCUCUCCGUAGAAGAAGAACAAGGCAUCGAGUGCGCCUGGGCCACAGUACCGGAGGACCCUCUGGAUUACCACUUCUUUUACCACGUCCUUGAUAGUGAUGAUUGUGGCAGACCCCCUAAGAUAAAGGACACAACAACCAAUAAAUUGGUCCCUAAUCCUUUCUUCAAUAAGAAAGCUCCAUCGUGUUUAAAUAUCAUCGCUAAUAGUGAUAAUAUAGAUGCUGUCCACCAUCCAGUUGUCAGGAUGCUGAUACGAUUGAAGUGGAAUGCUUUUGGACAGACAUUGCUAUCAAUUCGUGGCAUUACAUAUGUGUUUUUUCUCUUGGUGCUCUCCUUUGCAUUGCUCCAAGGAUCAACAAGUGUUGAUCUCAAUGAAUACCGCGAGCCCUGGGACAGAGUGAGGGCGAUAGCCGAGUUUGCUACUUUUGCGAUGGUUUGUUUUUACAUAUUUGAAGAAAUCAACCAGUUUGCAAGAGAGAAACGCAUGUACCUAAAGGAUAAGUACAAUCUCUCUGACUGGAUUGGCUUGUUGUUACUACUCGCUAUCAUCCCUUUACGAGCCAUCAACCACGACUCACAGUGGCAUGUUGGUUCAGUUGGAUAUCUCGUCAACUUCUUAAGGAUUUUUAAGUUUUCCUGUGUUAACAAGACUGCUGGGUUGUACACAAACACUCUGUUUAGGAUUGUGGUCAAUGAUAUUCCGCGUUUUUUGUGCACAUUUGCGGUGAUAUUCUUUUCCUUUUGUGGUGCGCUGUUCCUUUCUCUGCGCGCUUCAAGCAGUCAAAGUCUUCUAGGCGGUUUUGAACAAGUUCUGUUAAGUGGAAUUAGAGUAUUGGCUGAGGCGCAACCUGUGGCUGAAGAGUACAAAGGAUACAAUUGGCUGUCAAUUCUAUUACUACUGACCUACAUGGGAACUGUGAUUGUUAUUAUGCUCAACAUCCUCAUCGCACAGUUGAGUACAACUUACGCCCAGGCAAAGUACAACGCAAAGCUGCAAUAUGAUGUCGAUCGUAUGCUUCUACUUGCGAGGAUGGAGAACUACCCGUUUUUGAAUCUACGUGUCAAGCACUACAAAGAUGGUGAUUGGAUAAGCGAACUGAAUCUUGCCAAAGAAUUAUUAGAGUUCACCGAGGAACGUCAUUCACUUGAAACCAUCGAACAAAAGCUGAACUCGCUGAGAGAUUUGAUGAGGAAGAUCGUGAAAACCAUGAAACCUGUUGCAGUAAAGGAACAGUGACCAAACUGUACAGCGGUAAUACACCACAGAAUCUGAACCGGUUGUUGCUACUAGCCAGUGGUUAGUCAGAUAAGAGAAAUGCAUGUUGCAUCAGUAAAAAUAAUAGUAAGAGACUUUUUAGUUUUCACAGCUUUUUUAAAAGCAUUGCCAUUGUAAAACAAUAAUGCGAUAAAGGGAAAAGGGAAAUUUAAUAAAAAAGCCUUUAUUCGACAUAAAACAACAAUUAAUAUUUUAGUAUUUUAAUUAUUUUUAAUAAACUAUGUAUCCAAAGAAUUCUGUUAGUCUGUGAAAUCAAAAAAAUUGAAUAAUUAAUCGGAGUUUUAGGACGCGUCCUUCAGAGUACUAUAACCGAUAAAGCCGGUUUUCACUUGGCAUUGCCAUAUGUUCUUAGGAAAGAUGGCGGAAGAUCGUCCUCUUUGCAGUCAAUUUUUCCAGUGAUAUUAGCAAGUCUUUUAGUAAACCAUUUUUUCAAUGAAUUCCUGAGGAAGCAACGAGAUUUUGAGCCCAUAGGAACAACUGCGGUAAACCCAGGUCAUCAAAAGUGGAAAGCAAAAGAUAAAGGGAGAAAAGAUUGAAGGAAAGAAAAGAAAGAUGAUAAAAAACUUUUUAUAAAAAUGCUCGCAAAAUUCAGAGAACUUUGGUUGAGCGCUUCGACGGCUAAGGGGGGUUCCCCGAGUACAUUCCACAACACAUGCCUGCCAGGACACGUCUAAUCUUCUUAAUCAUUCUAUUUGAUAAUUUCUAUAUAUAAUCUUCCACGAAGAAACUAGAAAGCCCUUAGGCAAAUACUCGCUGCAUGAGCAGAAAGCUCUCUGCACUUAAACUGUCACAUCAUUUACAAUCACUAUCCUAGCCCUACUGAAAUAUUAAGAGAGAUAUGAGUUAUCCCGUACGGUGCAUAUGCGAAUAAAAUAAUUAAAAAAGGGCAAUUUUUUAGUUAAUUGUUGUUUUA